UGAGAGGCGUAUUCGGAUUGGACCGGUUCGUAUAAAACCCUGACCCGAACCGAUGUAGUGUCUCCGAGACUCUCCGUUUUUUCAACAGUGACACUAAAAACGGCAUCGUUGCACUCUUCUGCUUCACUACUAAAAUUCCGACUCAAAAGAAAGCGGAGGAGUUCGUGUCGUGUGUAGCAGUUUCAGAAAAUGGGAACAUCAGUGCAGGUAACUCCAUUAUGCGGAGUGUUUAACGAGAAUCCAUUAUCUUACUUAGUCUCAAUAGACGGCUUCAACUUCUUAAUCGAUUGUGGAUGGAACGACCAUUUCGAUCCUUCUCUCCUUCAACCUCUUUCCAAGGUAGCGUCCACUGUAGAUGCGGUGCUUCUUUCUCAUUCAGAUACGCUUCACUUGGGAGCUCUCCCUUAUGCCAUGAAGCAACUCGGCCUCUCCGCUCCGGUUUUUUCUACUGAGCCUGUCCACAGAUUAGGUCUUCUCACUAUGUACGAUCAGUACCUUGCCCGGAGGCAAGUCUCGGAGUUUGAGUUGUUUACGUUGGAUGAUAUUGACUCUGCUUUCCAAAAUGUGACAAGGCUAACCUACUCUCAGAAUUACCAUCUGUCUGGGAAAGGAGAGGGGAUUGUGAUUGCUCCUCAUGUGGCUGGGCAUCUCCUUGGAGGAACUGUGUGGAAAAUUACUAAGGAUGGAGAAGAUGUUAUAUAUGCUGUUGACUAUAACCGUCGCAAGGAAAAGCAUUUGAAUGGAACUGUUCUAGAAUCUUUUGUUCGGCCUGCAGUUCUAAUAACGGAUGCCUACAAUGCUUUGAACAAUCAACCUCCCAGGCAGCAAAGAGAGAUUUUUCAAGAUACUAUUUCAAAAACUCUAAGAGCUGGUGGGAAUGUAUUACUACCUGUGGACACUGCUGGGCGAGUACUGGAACUUCUCUUGAUUUUGGAAGAUUACUGGCAAGAAAAUUCCUUGAACUAUCCCAUUUUCUUCCUCACAUAUGUUGCAUCAAGCACAAUUGAUUAUAUCAAGAGUUUUCUGGAGUGGAUGGGUGAUUCCAUAACAAAGUCCUUUGAAACGUCACGUGACAAUGCUUUUCUUCUGAAGCAUGUCACCCUUCUGAUUAACAAGAGUGAACUUGAUAAAGCUCCUGAUGGUCCCAAGGUUGUCCUAGCAUCCAUGGCCAGUUUGGAAGCCGGUUUUUCUCAUGAUAUAUUUGUUGAAUGGGCAAGUGAUGCUAAGAAUCUUGUUCUUUUUACUGAAAGAGGCCAGUUUGGUAGUUUAGCCCGCAUGCUUCAGGCGGAUCCACCACCAAAAGCUGUUAAAGUCAACAUGUCUAGGAGGGUUCCUUUGGUUGGAGAGGAAUUGAUUGCUUAUGAAGAAGAGCAAAACCGAUUGAAAAAGGAAGAAGCUCUGAAAGCCAGUCUCAUCAAAGAGGAAGAAUCUAAAGCAUGUCAUGGGCCUGAUAACAAUUUGAGUGACCCGAUGAUCAUUGAUGCUGACAAUGCACACACUCCUCUAGAUGUGGUUGAUCCUCCUGGGGGUGCGUACAAGGACAUAUUAAUUGAUGGAUUUGUUCCUCCAUCCACCAGUGUUGCCCCAAUGUUUCCAUUCUAUGAAAAUACAUUUGAGUGGGAUGAUUUUGGUGAAGUCAUAAAUCCUGAUGAUUAUGUGAUUAAUGAUCAAGACAUGGAUCAGGCAGCAAUGACUGUUGGGGAUAUGGAUGGAAAGCUUGAUGAAGGUUCUGCUAGUUUGAUCCUUGAUACAAAGCCUUCAAAAGUUGUAUCAAAUGAACUGACUGUACAAGUGAAGUGUUCGUUGAUUUAUAUGGACUAUGAGGGGCGUGCUGAUGGCCGCUCAAUCAAAACAAUACUUGCUCAUGUGGCCCCUUUGAAGCUUGUUUUGGUACACGGAUCAGCAGAGGCGACUGAGCAUUUGAAACAAAACUGCUUGAAGCAUGUUUGCCCUCAUGUUUAUACUCCACAAAUUGAAGAAACAAUUGAUGUCACCUCUGAUUUAUGUGCUUAUAAGGUACAACUUUCUGAGAAGUUGAUGAGUAAUGUGCUCUUUAAGAAGUUGGGAGAUCAUGAAAUAGCUUGGGUUGAUGCUGAAGUAGGGAAGACAGAGAGUGGCAUGCUGUCUUUAUUACCAAUCUCAACCUCCCCUCCACCACAUAAAUCGGUGCUUGUUGGUGAUCUAAAAAUGGCUGAUUUUAAGUCUUUUCUCAGCAGUAAGGGUAUCCAGGUAGAAUUUGCCCUUGGUGGAGCUUUGCGAUGUGGUGAGUAUGUCACAAUACGCAAGAUCGGGACUGCAGGCCAGAAGGGUGGAGGUUCUGGUACCCAGCAGAUUGUGAUUGAAGGCCCCUUAUGUGAAGACUACUACAAGAUUCGUGAGUAUCUGUAUUCACAGUUUUAUUUGCUAUAACAUGAAGAAUGGCACCUAAGCAGUUUCGCAUGCUCAUCUAUUUCUGAUUGUAACUGGAGCAAAAUGUACAAUUUCAUUUCUGGUGAUUUGUUUACCUCACUUUUAUACGGGUCAUUCCAUAGUUCUGACACCUUUUGAGCUGAUAUAAAAAUUUCAUUUUAUGCAAA
This is a messenger RNA of Mangifera indica (mango), 2576 nucleotides long. Its product is annotated as cleavage and polyadenylation specificity factor subunit 2. The record is from RefSeq and is a predicted model, not a curated record. Gene Ontology annotation, molecular function: RNA binding. The transcript is spliced from 18 exons. NCBI's taxonomy places the organism in Eukaryota, Viridiplantae, Streptophyta, Magnoliopsida, Sapindales, Anacardiaceae. Bases 190 to 2409 code for a protein of 739 amino acids. Gene Ontology annotation, cellular component: mRNA cleavage and polyadenylation specificity factor complex. Gene Ontology annotation, biological process: mRNA 3'-end processing by stem-loop binding and cleavage.